Messenger RNA from Daldinia caldariorum, 1763 nucleotides. RefSeq lists its product as uncharacterized. The transcript has 2 exons. The coding region runs from base 232 to 1395 and encodes 387 amino acids. Lineage: Eukaryota; Fungi; Ascomycota; Sordariomycetes; Xylariales; Hypoxylaceae. The record is from RefSeq and is a predicted model, not a curated record.
UAUUACGUCAUUGAGUCAAGCAGAGCACAACCAGGAACAACACGUCUUUACAAAAUGAACCAAUUUUACGAUUUCCAUCAUAUAUUAAUAGAUAACCAUACAGCGCCAUCUAGAAAUAAACAUUACAAGGUAUGGUUGAACUGUAUGUCUUAGAGAUCUAAACUAUCGUCACCCCUCUAUAUGAUUAUUCUUUAAACCACCCAAGCUUCUUGGAAACAGUCAGAUAUUCAGAUGACUAUGAUGCUACGAAACACGCGAUCUUUCCUAAUAAGCUCAUCUAGAGCAGUUGCGUCGCCAAAGUCUAUAGCCUCAUGGGCACCAAGACCACACCUAAGGACUGCUGUCACAGCUACUAAGUUCAAUUCAACAUACCCAAGAGCGCCUAUUUCCCGCAAACCCUCCCCAAUACAAACAACGUCAUACGUUACCAAGACGCCGAGUGGCUUCCAACAGGGAACGGACCCAGAAGAAGACAAAAGAAUCGGCCAGCGUAAACUUGAGUCGAACCCAGAAGUGGUAACCACAGAGUCGAGUGUCCGUCAUUUUUAUGAGUCCAGCGGCCAAGGAGAACAGAAAUCUAUCAAGCAUGGAAUCAGAGAUGAUUUGGAAACUGUCAAGGAUACUUUUGACCUCUCAGAAGUUCCAAAAGAGCCACUCUUCCUUGGGCUUGCAGGCACCUUGCCUUACUUCGCCACCUCUCUCUCUACCGUUUACCUUGCAUGGAAUUUGAAUACUGAAUGGCCGACGACAUCCAAUUUCCUAAACAGUAUAUUAAUAAGCCAUGAUACGGCUCGGCAUUUACUUGCUGUCAUCGAGCCCAUACAAUUAGGCUACGGCGCCGUUAUAAUAAGCUUCCUCGGCGCAGUCCAUUGGGGUAUGGAGUACACCGAAAAGACACCCGACCCAGCUCGCACGCGAUUCCGGUACGGACUUGGUGUACUAGCCCCUGCGGUAGCAUGGCCUACAUUGCUCAUGCCUAUGGAUUUUGCACUCACAGCUCAGUUUGCGGCCUUUGUACUGCUGUACGUCGCUGAUUCCCGAGCUACCGUUCGGGCUUGGGCACCCUCGUGGUAUGCAACGUACCGAUUUGUAUUAACCGCUAUCGUGGGAACUGCACUCUUCAUCAGUCUCAUUGGCCGGAUGAAAGUUGGCGAUGCCAAGCCAAGGCUGACAGGUGUGGAUGAAAGAUUACACAAUCGAUGGGGUGAAGAGGACUAUAACGAGAAGUGGGAAGAGCUUGAGAGAAAGGAUAAAGAAAAAAUGAAGAAGGAAAAGGAGGCCGAAGAGAAGAAGAAAGAAGAGGAGCAGAAGGACGAGGAGCAGAAGGACGAGAAGAAGGAUGGUGACCAAGAAGAGAAAAAGGGGGAAGAAAAAAAGGAGGGAUCGGACGAGUAACUGAAUGCAUUGAAAAGAUUUAAGCUAUAAGCUUUGCAUACCUAGGAGGUACCUAUUGGGAUAUGCUUGUUGAAAGUUGGCGGGUUUGUUACUCAGAGAUCAGUUGCUCAGAGAUAAUGUCAAAUAAUGUUAGGUACUUGUUAAUUAGGAGGCCCGGGCUUUUUCAUGCGAUUCUUCCAACAUAAUACUGGCAUGCGAAUUAAUUCAAUUGCCUUGCCUGAAAUCAUCGAUUCCCAGGGUUUUCAUUUGGGCCAUAGUUUGACUAAUUGUCAGAUAUAUAAGCUCCCAUUGUUGUAAUUUCGAUUAUGAACCUUUCAUAUAACCCGAGUAAACUGGAUAAGCUUAACAAGAGCUAGACAACGCCAAGG